UUGUCGAAAGGGCUUUGGGGAGAGAGGGAUCGACAGCGAGCGAGCGGCCGAGCAAGGGCGACCGAAGUAACCAAGACCUCUCUCUUUCUUUCUCUCGAUCUCAGCGGUUAGAUCCGAUCGGCGAUGAGCCUCUUUGGUCUCGGCCGGAGCUCAAAAUCUAGAAGAGAUUUUGGUAGAGGGUGAUACUUGUUCUGUUGACACCUCUGCUGGAUUGUUUUUCUGAAUUUUUGGAUCGGUGGUUUUGAUCACCUCAAUUAAAAGUUAAAACGGUGGAAGUGUUGCUGAUCCUUGUGCGGAUUUGGAACCAAAGGACAUUCCGGCCAAAAAAGAGUGCACCAUCUGGUAGUAAGGGUGCCCAACUCAGAAAGCAUAUUGAUGCUACUUUGGGCAGUGGAAACCUCAGGGAAGCAGUAAGGCUUCCUCCAGGGGAGGAUGCCAAUGAGUGGCUUGCCGUCAAUACUUUGGAUUUCUUCAACCAGGUGAAUCUGCUCUAUGGCACGCUAACAGAGUUUUGCACACCUGAUAACUGUCCAACAAUGACUGCUGGGCCAAAGUAUGAGUAUAGGUGGGCUGAUGGUGUGCACAUAAAGAAGCCCAUAGAAGUGUCUGCACCAAAAUAUGUUGAGUAUCUGAUGGGCUGGAUUGAAGCUCAACUUGAUGACGAAUCCAUAUUCCCUCAAAAGCUUGGAGCUCCUUUUCCUCCAAAUUUUAGAGAAAUUGUAAAGACUAUUUUCAAGCGUUUAUUCCGUGUUUAUGCCCACAUAUACCACUCUCAUUUUCAGAAGAUAGUCAGUCUCAAGGAAGAGGCUCACCUUAACACCUGCUUCAAGCAUUUCAUUCUGUUUACACAUGAGUUUGGCUUGAUUGACAAAAAGGAGCUUGGUCCACUUCAAGAGCUCAUAGAAUCUAUAAUCGUUCCCUAUUAAUACUCUUGACUGUAUAUUUGAAGACAUGUUUGUAGUGCCUUCACUAAUCUUGCCCACCGCCUUGGAAACAAGGUGGUGUCUGCAACCUUCGUGUUGUAAUUUCAGGAUGCACUGGCUAGCUAUGAUGGGAGUUUGGGUUGCAUUACUUUUAAAUAAAAUGCUAAUUCCUGGUAUAGGUUUAGCUUCCAUG
Messenger RNA from Phoenix dactylifera (date palm), 1116 nucleotides. Its product is annotated as MOB kinase activator-like 1A. NCBI's taxonomy places the organism in Eukaryota, Viridiplantae, Streptophyta, Magnoliopsida, Arecales, Arecaceae. The record is from RefSeq and is a predicted model, not a curated record.